This is a messenger RNA of Aspergillus versicolor CBS 583.65, 1032 nucleotides long. Its product is annotated as zinc-binding alcohol dehydrogenase family protein. Gene Ontology annotation, molecular function: oxidoreductase activity, acting on NAD(P)H. Bases 1 to 1032 code for a protein of 343 amino acids. Lineage: Eukaryota; Fungi; Ascomycota; Eurotiomycetes; Eurotiales; Aspergillaceae. The record is from RefSeq and is a predicted model, not a curated record. The transcript has a single exon.
AUGGCUCCCACCAACAGCGCAGCCUGGAUCACCGCUGCAAAGGCCCAUCCACUGCAGGUCAAAGAGGCACCAUACACCCCUCCCACAGACAAUGAACUCGUCAUCCGCAACCGCGCGAUCGCAUUGAACCCUGUCGACUUUGCUCGACAGCUUCUGGGCGCGGGGCUGUUCCCCUGGACAACGUAUCCCGCUAUUCUGGGAACAGACGUCGCCGGAGAAGUGAUCGAGGUCGGGUCCGGAGCGGCAUCGAGAUUCAAGGUCGGUGAUCGCGUUGUCGGACUCGGCAGCGAGCUGAAGAACAACAACCCGGCCGAGGGUGCGUUCCAGGACUAUGUUGUCCUGCAAUCCCAGCUUGUAUCUCAAAUACCGCCUACGCUCUCAUUUGAAGAUGCCUCGGUGAUUCCGCUCGGGAUCAGUACGGCGUCCUGUGGUCUCUUCCAAAAAGACCACCUCGCUUUGCAAUUCCCUACCGAGCCCCGCGCUGCAUCAACCGGCCAGACCGUCCUGAUCUGGAGUGGCUCUUCCAGCGUCGGUAGCAAUGCCAUCCAACUCGCAGCAGCAGCCGGAUAUGAAGUCUUCACUACGGCGUCACCCAAGAAUUUUGACUAUGUCGAGUCCCUCGGCGCCAGCCAAGUUUGGGACUAUCGCAGCCCUACGAUUGUCGAGGAUAUCAUUGCCGCAUUCAAGGGCAAGAAAUCCCCCGGUGCUCUCGCCAUUGGUGAUACUUCUGGUGUCCCAGUUGGCGAGAUUGUCAGCCGCAUUGAGGGGAGAAAAUUCAUCUCGUUAGCCAAUCCACCAGCCGGAGGACUACCGGCAGGUAUCGAGACCAAGUUUAUCUUCGGAGGUGACUUGAAAGACAACGAGGUUGGACCGGCCAUUUUCGAUGCAUAUUUGCCCAAGGCCCUGGCGGCAGGCACUUACAAGAUCGCGCCCCCUGCGGAGGUUGUUGGAAAGGGCCUCGGAGCUGUUCAGAAGGCACUCGAUGAUCUGCAGGCUGGUGUUUCGGCGAAGAAGUUUGUCGUUUCCCUGUAG